CAUUUUUUUUGUUUCACUAUUCUUAAUAAUUCCCGGAAUUCAUUUCAGUUAGGAAAUAUCUGUUUUCGUACAUUUCUUGCAUUUAUGUUGCGAAGAAAGUAGUACAAUUUUUCCUAUAGUAUCUGAGAUUAUCACUUUUGUUGCAUAACUUUCUUGACUUUAAGAGAGGGAUCACGCCGGUGUUUUGGACAAAAAUGGCAGUAUCUCUGGCAUUUCCGCUCCAGCAAUGUGGUCCAAGAAAGUCACCUCCUUUCAGAGUUUCCGGCAGUGGCGGUGGCGACGGUGGGGUGUUCCCAUCUUUUCUGCCGGAGGAGGUUAACAAAAUCAGAGACCCUUUUGCUAGAACUUUGGCCCAGAGGAUAGAAAGGCUUCCAGUGCAGGUUGGAUUUUCUGAGAGUAGCAUAAUGAGUAGCUGUGUAAUGCCAAGAAUCCGGGGUGAUUCCAAUCCAGUGGUUCUUCUUCAUUGCUUCGAUAGCUCUUGUUUAGAAUGGAGAUCUGCAUAUCCAUUGCUGGAGGACGCUGGAUUGGAGGUUUGGGCUAUCGAUGUUCUUGGAUGGGGUUUUUCUGAUUUAGAAGGACGCCCACCAUGUAAUGUAGCAUCAAAGAGAUACCACCUUUAUCAGCUCUGGAAAUCUCACAUCAAGAGACCGAUGACAUUAGUUGGACCAAGCCUUGGUGCUGCGGUUGCAAUAGAUUUUGCUGUCAAUUUUCCUGAAGCUGUCAAAGAGCUGAUUCUUAUUAAUGCUAAUGUGUACGCAAAUGGCACUGGAGUUCUUACAAAACUACCCAAAUCAGCUGCCUAUGCAAUGGCCUCUUUGCUGAAGAGCACCCCGAUAAGGUGGUAUGCCAAACUACUGGUUUUCAACGGCAUAUCAUUAUCUAGUGUAUUAGAUUAUACCAAUGUGGGGCGCCUGCACUGCCUCUUGCCAUGGUGGGAAGAUGCGACAGUAAAUUUUAUGCUCAGUGGGGGUUAUAAUGUCACUGGCCAAAUAAAACGGGUGAAGCAAAAAGCUCUCCUCAUCUGCAGCGAAUGCGACAAUAUAGUUGACUACAAGCUUGCUGAGAAACUGCGAAACGAACUUCCAAAUGCAACCAUGCGACAGGUUCCGGGCUGCGGUCAUAUGCCUCACAUCGAGAAGCCAUAUGUUAUUGCCAAGUUGAUUGCUGAUUUUGCGCAGGGUGCUUUGAGUAAGGAGAGGCUGCUUUCUCCCAUCGUCGACAGCGUUGCGUGCAACAACUAACAUACUGUGUAUAAUAGGAUUGUUAGAAUUUGCUGCAUUAGAUAUUCGACAAAAUUAAGAUUAUGAAACACCUUUUUAUGUCCAUCUUACCUGGUGUGUGUUGGAAAUGUUCUGUUUGAAGGCACAAGUAACUAAUUGUAUGAUUGGAGCCAUGGACUUUGAGUUUGUAAUAUAUAUUUGAACUUGUUUCCA
Molecule: messenger RNA, 1433 nt
Organism: Salvia miltiorrhiza (redroot sage)
Lineage: Eukaryota; Viridiplantae; Streptophyta; Magnoliopsida; Lamiales; Lamiaceae
Product: alpha/beta hydrolase domain-containing protein VTE7-like
Exons: 10
Coding region: 195-1241 (348 amino acids)
Molecular function (GO): catalytic activity
Source: RefSeq, a predicted model, not a curated record